Messenger RNA from Tribolium madens (black flour beetle), 1340 nucleotides. Its product is annotated as techylectin-5B-like. The coding region runs from base 15 to 1340 and encodes 441 amino acids. The record is from RefSeq and is a predicted model, not a curated record. Lineage: Eukaryota; Metazoa; Arthropoda; Insecta; Coleoptera; Tenebrionidae. The transcript is spliced from 4 exons.
UCCAGUGUAAGAUCAUGUAUUUUACAAUUCUUGUAAGUUAUUUUUUUAUCACAAGUUGUGCCCAAGACGAAACUUUGAAAAACACAAUAAAAACAUUGUCAGACAAUUUAGGCAAAAUUGAGAAACAAACCCUUUCAACGGCUAUUUCCUUGGCUAAAAUUGACACUAAGAUCAAUAAUUUACAAGAGAGAGCCCACAUUUGGGACACUUUUCAGUUGCAUGUUUCAGCCUGGAACGAGCAAUUGGCCAUUUUGGACCGCAAAAUUGACAUUUUAAACAAAGGUCAAGAAAAAUUGAUGGCUUUUGAGUCAAAACUGAGCGCUUUGUCAAACAUUGAGUACAAAAUUGAGGAAACUCUGUCGGUUUUGAAAGGAAAAAAUAGAUUUGAUUUGGGAGAACUUGAAAAAAUGCUUUCGCAACAAAAAGUUCUAAUCAAAAUUAAAGGCGAAAAAAAGCCAAAGUUAAUAAUAAAAUGGAAAACUCCCCGAUUGGUUGAAGAGUUCUUAAGGGAUAUUUCGUCCAAAGUGGACAUAAUUUUUGACAAAAUUAGUGACGAUGAAGAUUAUUACAGUGCUAAAUCUGGAAAAACACGUAGAGAAGUGUCUGAAAAUCAAAAUAUUCAGGAAAAAUUGCUGGAAAUUGAGAAUAUUUCUUUGACAAUUUUAAGACAUGUGGAAACACACUGCAACCCGGAAAAAUCCGGUUGUGACGAUUUAAACAACAACCACCCUAGCGGUGUUUACAUUUUCGGAAAUUUGGGCAAAAUUACAAAAAGAUUUUGCGAGAUUCGUGAAAAUGUCUGGACUGUGAUUCAACGCCGUGACAAUUUUUCUUCACUUCAAAACUUCAAUUUGAGUUGGAGUGACUACAAGUACGGUUUUGGGGACCCCACGAGAGACUUUUGGCUCGGUAAUGAUUUCAUAAGCAAACUAUCGAACGAAAAAUCUUUAAUCUUAAGAAUCGAGUUGGAGGAUUUUGAUGGUGGUCAAGUUUGGGCCGAAUAUUCCAGAUUUUUGGUCCUCCCAGAGGAAAAAAACUACCAAGUGGUGAUAGGAAAAUACAGGGGAAACGCUUCCGAUUCAUUUUCAAGCCACAAUGGUUCGUUUUUUAGCACUUUUGAUAGAAAAAACGACCAAGCGCCUGAUUGUUGCCCUUGUGCUGUUUCCUACGGGGGUGGUUGGUGGUUCAACAGCUGUUUUGAGUCGAAUUUGAACGGGUUAUACCACAGAAAAGGAGUGGAAAAUGGUUAUUUUAGUGGCAUUAUUUGGGAAAAGUGGUUGGGUGAUUACUCCUUGAAGAGGAGUUUAAUGAUGGUAAAACCUGUCACUUCAUUGCCCUAA